UGCUGGUUGGUUGGGUUUGGAGGCAGCAGAUAUGGGUGCUCCAUCAAACGGGUCACGGUCAGGGUCACCUUGUCCCACACUAUAAAGUUAAAAAAAUGGGUAAAAACAUAUUUUGUUUUGAUCAUCUGGUUUGUGGAAAAGGAGGAAGUUGGUGUGAAAAGUGAUGAAACCUGAUCGUGAAAAGAGGAAGCUGCAGGGAAUAAAAGCGCAGCUGCAGAACGUCUGAGCUUCAUCUGAUCAGAUCAGAAACCCAGCGGACCGCUCUUCUCCUCUCCUCUUCAUCACCGCAAGCUCUGUCGUGUUCAUCCGUGUGUUCUUUCUUUAGUUCCUAUUUGUGCAACUUUUGACUCCUGCCACCAUGAAGAGGGCCCAGCGGAACAUGAGAGGCCGCUUCCCCCGCCCGGUGGCGACCUCCAACCUUCACCUGGACGACGAGGCUGAUUACAGGGAGUUUGAGCCGUUUGAAGGGGAAUUUGGCUUGUACCCUAGAGCGCCUUCAAACGAUGAUGGAAGUGCUCUGCAGGUGCUGACCAUCGACAUGCAGAAGGAGCGGAACGCCGGGAGCCACAACACCGCCGACUUCAUCAACACACCGCUGCUGGUGGUCCGCCGCGGCCAAGAGUUCUCCAUAGACAUCACCUUCAACCGCCCACUGGCGCCACAAGAUGAUGUGCAGAUCGAGUUCCUGAUUGGGUCUGACCCAACCCCCCAGAAGAGGUCCCUGCAGAUCGUGACUUUGGGCAACCGAGAGGGCGGCACCUGGAAGGGUCAGAUCCUGGGGGUGCAGGGCGCUGUGACGACAGUCGGGAUCACACCGGACACCCAGUCCAUCGUGGGUUUGUAUCGCACCUAUGUGGCCAUUGCCACCGGCGGCGGCAUGCAGCGGACCCAGAAGGACCCCACCACCAACCUCUACCUGCUGUUCAACGCCUGGAGUCCAGAUGACGAUGUGUACUACCCUGAUGAUGCCGGGCGCUGGGAGUACGUCCUCAACUCAAGCGGUCACAUCUACCAGGGUGCAGUGGGGUCUGUUUCUGAGCGCUACUGGGUUUACGGACAGUUUGACAAGGGUGUUUUAGACGCCUGCAUUUACAUCAUGGACUCUUGUCAGAUGCCAAUCCAUGACCGAGGGGACAUCAUCAAAGUUGCCAGGAAGGCAUCUGCCAUGAUGAACUCCCAGGAUGACAACGGGGUGUUGGUUGGGAACUGGAGUGAUGACUUUUCCAUGGGAACGCCUCCAACUGCUUGGACUGGCAGCACCAAAAUCCUUCAGGAUUACUUAGGCCAGGGAAUCCCCGUCUGCUAUGCUCAGUGUUGGGUGUUUGCCGGAGUCCUGUGUUCAUUCAUGAGAAGCAUAGGAAUUCCAUGCAGGGUCAUCACCAAUUUCAACUCGGCCCACGACAACACAGGGAACCUGAAGACCGAGCUCAUCUUCAAGCCGGACGGCACACCGGACAGACGCAACACCAGGGACUCCAUCUGGAACUACCACUGCUGGUGUGAAGCCUUCAUGAAGCGCCCUGACCUGCCACCAAAGUACUCCGGAUGGCAGGUGGUGGACGCCACACCGCAGGAGACCAGUGACGGAUAUUUUCGAUGUGGUCCCGCUCCUGUCAUCGCACUCAAGGAUGGUGAAUUGAACCACCAGUUUGACUGCAGAUUUGCAUUUGCUGAGGUGAACAGUGACAUCGUCUAUAUAAAGAUGGAUCGCUAUGGCAACAUGAACGUCUUUAACACAGACAAAACCUCGGUUGGAGCUCAAAUCCUCACUAAAGCUGUGGGCACCAAUGGGAUGGAGGACAUCACACAUACCUACAAGUACCCUGAAGGAAGUAAUGAGAACAACAAUACCAUGAGUCAGGCGGAGCAGUUCGGCCUGGAGAGGGACAACUCAGAGAUGCCGGAAAGCAAGCUGUCAGCCUCAAUCACUGUUGAUCCAUGUCAACUGGGUGAUACUGUGAAGGUCACAGUGACCUUCAAAAACCAGAACCAGGUGGACAAAAUGAUCAAAGCCCACCUGGAAGUGUCUGCUGUUUUCUACACCGGAGUCGUGCUGGACGAAUUCAAAGUGGAGGAUUUCAGCAUUUACACAGCAGCUUUUCAGAGUAACUCUGCUGUGUUUGAGGUCACGCCUCAGGAGUACAUGCCUCACCUGGGCGCUAAAAUGUCCUUGCACUUUGUCAUCACUGGAAAAACAGAAGACGAGAAUGUGUCUGAUGUCAAAGUGAUCUACCUGAAGCCCCCUCCUCUCAUUGUGCAGCUGAGCGGCACUCCUCAGGUGAACCAGCAAAUGUUUGUGACGGUGUACUUCAAGAACCCCCUCAACAUGUCUCUGUACAACGCCCGGCUGGUCAUGGAGGGCGCGGCGCUUCUGGACCACAGGGAGUUUAAGUACAGCGUCAUCGGACCAAACAUGGAGAUCUCCCAGAAGGUGGCCUUCAGACCGCAGAAGCCCGGCUGGAGGAGCAUCGUGGCUGUUCUUGACUGCCAGAACCUGACGGAGGUCACAGGAAAAGUGGACGUCAAGAUUAUGCCAUGAGGCUCAGACCUUCACCUGCUGCUUCCAGACCACGGUGGAGCUCCUUCAUCUCCUCGUGUGAUCUUACUUCCUAGAAAAGAUCUGAAAACAAAUCUGAUUGUUUCCCCACAGACUUGGAGGCUCUUUAACCUUUAGACACAUCUCCAGGAUUAAAGUGGAUUAAGUGUUAUGACGCAGUAAAAGCAGAGUAACGUGUCACCUGACCACAGGAGCACACCGUCAUCAGCAAAACUGAACAACUGAAACCACUUCCCACAUCGACGAAAAACGUAACGCCCGGAACCCUGACAGAAUUUGGAAUUACUGACCUAAAAAUACCCUCAACUAAAACCUGUUACAGAUUUUUAUCCAGAAACGUGUUGGAAAGGAUUGAAAAAUCUAUUCCAUUUGACAGAAUCAUUAAAUACACAUUUAUGAUUUAUUCAUUGAAUUAAAAGUUCAAUAUUUUAAUUGAUCUUUAAAUCUGCAGAUAAACAAAGAAAAAGGACAUUUUUGAGUAUUCUAAAGUGGAAUUAUGAGGAGAAGUAGCAUUAUUACUUUAAUGAAGUCAAUUUUGGUUAAAAAGUCUAAACAUGUUCUCAAACGUCGAGAGAUUCCCUCUAAAUCCUCCAGUCUGUGUGGAAACGUCAUCAAUAACAACAAAACAAUCCGACUGUUAACGUGAUUUUUCUCUAAACCUUUUCUGCUGUUUUCACUGCUGUUUACUAACAAUAAAGCAAAUUCAAAGACAAA
Molecule: messenger RNA, 3271 nt
Organism: Oryzias melastigma (Indian medaka)
Lineage: Eukaryota; Metazoa; Chordata; Actinopteri; Beloniformes; Adrianichthyidae
Product: coagulation factor XIII A chain
Exons: 18
Coding region: 359-2539 (726 amino acids)
Biological process (GO): peptide cross-linking; blood coagulation, fibrin clot formation
Molecular function (GO): protein-glutamine gamma-glutamyltransferase activity
Source: RefSeq, a predicted model, not a curated record